GCUCGGCUCCUCACUUCCAACAAUGGCGGCUCCGACCCCGAGCGGCGGCGGCGGCGGCGGCUCCGGGGGCGGUGGCGGCACCCCGGGCCCCAUUGGGCCUCCCGCCCCCGGCCACCCGGCCGUCAGCAGCAUGCAGGGCUUUCAGAUAAACUUCUGUGAAAAGGCACAAAGUAAACGCAAAGCACUGAAGUUGAAUUUUGCCAAUCCACCUGUCAAAUCGACAGCACGGUUUACUCUCCAUCCUAACACUACAGGAGUCCAGAACCCACACAUAGAGAGACUGAGAACACACAGCAUUGAGUCAUCAGGAAAACUGAAGAUCUCCCCUGAACAACACUGGGAUUUCACUGCAGAGGACUUGAAAGACCUUGGAGAAAUUGGACGAGGAGCUUAUGGUUCUGUCAACAAAAUGGUCCACAAACCAAGUGGGCAGAUAAUGGCAGUUAAAAGAAUACGGUCAACUGUGGAUGAAAAAGAACAAAAACAACUUCUCAUGGAUUUGGAUGUAGUAAUGCGGAGUAGUGAUUGCCCAUACAUUGUUCAGUUCUAUGGUGCACUCUUCAGAGAGGGCGACUGUUGGAUCUGUAUGGAGCUCAUGUCUACCUCGUUCGAUAAGUUUUACAAAUAUGUAUAUAGUGUGUUAGAUGACGUUAUUCCGGAAGAGAUCUUAGGCAAAAUCACUUUAGCAACUGUGAAAGCACUAAACCACUUAAAAGAAAACUUGAAAAUUAUUCACAGAGAUAUCAAACCUUCCAAUAUUCUUCUGGACAGAAGUGGAAAUAUUAAGCUCUGUGAUUUCGGCAUCAGUGGACAGCUUGUGGACUCCAUUGCCAAGACAAGAGAUGCUGGGUGUAGGCCAUAUAUGGCACCUGAAAGAAUAGACCCAAGUGCGUCACGACAAGGAUAUGAUGUCCGCUCUGAUGUCUGGAGUUUGGGGAUCACAUUGUACGAGUUGGCCACAGGCCGAUUUCCUUAUCCAAAGUGGAAUAGUGUAUUUGAUCAGCUAACACAAGUGGUAAAAGGAGACCCUCCACAACUAAGUAAUUCUGAAGAAAGGGAGUUCUCCCCCAGUUUCAUCAACUUUGUCAACUUGUGCCUUACAAAGGACGAAUCCAAAAGGCCAAAGUAUAAAGAGCUUCUGAAACAUCCCUUUAUUUUGAUGUAUGAAGAACGUACUGUCGAGGUCGCAUGCUAUGUUUGUAAAAUCCUGGAUCAGAUGCCAGCUACUCCCAGCUCUCCCAUGUAUGUCGACUGAUACCGCUGCUACAUCAGACUUCAGAAAAAAGGGCUGAGAGGAAGCAAGACGUAAAGAGUUUUCAUCCUGUAUCACAGUGUUUUUAUUGCUCGCCCAGACACCAUGUGCAAUAAGAUUGGUGUUCGUUUCCAUCAUGUCUGUAUACUUCUGUCACCUAGAAUGUGCAUCCCUGUAAUUCCUGACUGAUCACAGUGUUAGUGCUGGUCAGAGACCUCAUCCUGCUCUUUUGUGAUGAACAUAUUCAUGACGUGUGGAAGUCAGUACGAUCAAGUUGUUGACUGUGAUUAGAUCACACCUUAAAUUCAUUUCUAGACUCGAAACCUGGAGACGCAGCUACUGGAAUGGUGUUUCGUCAGACUUCCAACGCCUGGAAGGACACAGUGAUGGAUGUACUGUCUGAACAUAGAGACUUGGGCUUGAGUGAGAAGAGCUUGCACAGCCAGUGAGACACAUUGCCUUCUGGAGCUGGGAGACAAAGGAGGGAUUUCCUUUUUUUCACCAAGUGCAAUAGAUUUCCUGAUCUGAUAUUCUGUUGCUUUACAGUCACAGUUGAUGUUUGGGGAUCAAUGUGCUCAG
This is a messenger RNA of Peromyscus eremicus (cactus mouse), 1831 nucleotides long. It is a transcript of the gene Map2k4, whose product is annotated as mitogen-activated protein kinase kinase 4. The transcript is spliced from 12 exons. The coding region runs from base 23 to 1255 and encodes 410 amino acids. Lineage: Eukaryota; Metazoa; Chordata; Mammalia; Rodentia; Cricetidae. Gene Ontology annotation, molecular function: JUN kinase kinase activity; ATP binding. Gene Ontology annotation, biological process: protein phosphorylation; MAPK cascade. The record is from RefSeq and is a predicted model, not a curated record.